This is a messenger RNA of Racocetra persica, 507 nucleotides long. NCBI's taxonomy places the organism in Eukaryota, Fungi, Glomeromycota, Glomeromycetes, Diversisporales, Gigasporaceae. The record is from the annotation of a GenBank genome assembly.
AUGAUAUAUGUAUUGGAAGUUUUUCAACUGAUUGAGUAUAUUUGUUUUAAAAAGAAAAAAACUCGCCCUGCGAAACGAAGAAAAACUACUGUUACAAACCCAAAACCGAAGGGCAAAGCCAAGGCCCAAACUCAGAAUAUAUCUCCAACUUCCACGCAAACUCUAUCUCAAAAUUCUCCAAGAACAGAACCUCCACCAUCCCCCCCUAAAGAGGAAAAACGGAUAAUUCCACAAGAAAUGAUCGACAAUUAUGAACCAUGGGUUCUACCAACAGAGCGAAAAAUCACAUGGGAGCAAGUUUAUAGUGAGUUAUAUUAUGGGCCUCUUCGAAAGGCCGAUGAAGAAAGGCGCAGACGAGAGGAAGAACAAUUUAGGCUGGCUCGGGAAACCGCAGAAACUAUUAAAAGGCAACAAAAGCAACAAGAGAAAGAAGCUGAAGAUAAACGUCGUCGCGAAGCAGAGAUUCAAGAACUUCGCGCUGCUGCUAAAGCCAAAAGGCUUGAAGAG